Messenger RNA from Oncorhynchus tshawytscha (Chinook salmon), 2719 nucleotides. RefSeq names its product vascular cell adhesion molecule 1a (gene vcam1a). Gene Ontology annotation, biological process: cell-cell adhesion. The record is from RefSeq and is a predicted model, not a curated record. Gene Ontology annotation, molecular function: cell adhesion molecule binding. Gene Ontology annotation, cellular component: cell-cell junction; membrane. Lineage: Eukaryota; Metazoa; Chordata; Actinopteri; Salmoniformes; Salmonidae. The coding region runs from base 237 to 1859 and encodes 540 amino acids. The transcript has 7 exons.
UGGGGAUUUUCGGAGGGAAAGUGGCUAGGGCAAGGGUUGAGGACUGCAGCCCUAGCCUAUGAGACAAGGGCGCAUGGAAUAAUGGGCUACAAAACUUCCAAGGGGAGUCUGCAACGGGAACCCCCCCAAUAAAAUGAAAUGUAUAAAUAUCAACUUGGGCCAAGGACAGAAGGCUAUGUCUCUCAAGGUUUCUUCAAGAGAAUAACUAAUUUAGCUGUAAUUUCUCAAAACAGAUCAUGACUGCGUUCGCGCUUUGGAUAGUAUUGCUGCCUACUGCAGCGUCGAAAUUUGUCCUAAACCUCACACCGAAGCAUCCCAUGGCUCGAGUCGGCGACAGUCUGGUCCUGACGUGCAAAGCCAGUGGUUGCGCCGAAGCGGUCACGUUCACCUGGUCUUCAUUGAUUGACCGGUCACUCUACGGUAAAACGGAGACCAACGGGACAGUGUCCCUGCAAAUAUUUAACCCGUUGGGAAUUCAUCACAUCAACACGGUCGUCUGUAAGGCCACAUGCAGAACCAAAGGAGAAGAUAAACAAAACGCGCAAACGUCUACUAAGGUGAACGUCUACGCCUUACCAAAGGAUCCCACCAUAUCAAGAAGUGACCUUUUGACUGAGGGUCAGGAGAGUAACCUCACCUGUACAGUUCCAGAUGUGUACCCAGCUAAACGUCUAAUCAUUGAGUGGCUACUGGGAGAUGAAGUUCUCCUCAAACAAGAUGAACAUCUGGAAGUCCAGACUGUCACCUCAGUGUUGAAAUACAGACCGACAGCCCAGAACAAUGGACAGAAUGUUACCUGCAGAGCCACGCUGGACAUUGGGAUUGACAAGAGAACCAGAGAGACUGUCGUAUCAAUGACCGUUCAAUAUUCCCCCAGAAAUAUCAUUAUCUCAGAGAACACUCAGGUGAAAAUCGGAGACGGUUUUACACUGACGUGUCAUGCUGAGGGGAACCCUGAACCUACUGUGUUGUGGAGAAAACUGGACCAAGAUGGCCGCUCAGUCGUGGCAGGAGAGGGUGCGACCCUAUUGGUGGAAGAAGCGUCAUGGUCCCACGGUGGAGAGUAUGAAUGCGUGGCCCACAACUUCGUAGGAAACCUUACAGCUCACAUGACUGUUAAUGUUCAGGGUCCUCCAGAGAAGCCUGUUCUUUAUCUGAGCCCAUCUGGGGAGCUGAAAGCGGGGGACAGUGUGACCAUUACCUGUCAAUCAGAGAGUGGGCCGCAGGGGCGUGUGGCGUUAUGUCAGUUGACCGGCAGUCAGGGGGCGGAGCUACAGUCCAACCAGGGCCACACCUCCAUCACUGUCCAAUCGCUGACAGCUAGAGACUCGGGACUGUACGAAUGUCAGGCUACCAAUCCCUAUGGGAAACAGACAUCUUCCAUUAACAUCACAGUCUUUGAUGAGCUUUAUACAGAGACCCAGAGAACCACAGCGACUGUCGCAUCAAUGACAGUUCAAUAUUCCCCCAGAAAUAUCAUUAUCUCAGAGAACACUCAGGUGAAAAUCGGAGACAGUUUUACACUGACGUGUCGUGCUGAGGGGAACCCUGAACCUACAGUGUUGUGGAGAAAACUGGACCAAGAUGGCCGCUCAGUCGUGGCAGGAGAGGGUGCGACCCUAUUGGUGGAAGAAGCGUCAUGGUCCCACGGUGGAGAGUAUGAAUGCGUGGCCCACAACUUCGUAGGAAACCUUACAGCUCACAUGACUGUUAAUGUUCAAGAUAAAUCCGUCAAUCCAAAGACGGUCAUCAUACCUGCAGCGUGCUUCGUUUUCAUGACUGCUGCUGCCGCGACUCUGAUGCGAUUCCUGAAGAGAGCAAAACAGGCAAGUUCAUAUGAACUUGCAAGGACAGUUUAGACUCCCCCCAUGGAGGGAAGAGAGAUGGACUCAACAUCAGUCUGCAAUUGAGCACUGUAACAGUCCACUUCUAGCAUCGAGGGGGUGUUUUCCUCAGAGGUGGACAGAGCUGUGCUUUCGGCAUGUAAGAGACUGUGUUCUUCGUUGCUAUUGGUCAAGUGAAGCUCAAACACGCACGCACUGAAAUCAUGGUCUCGAUUCAAUCCGUAUCGUGGAAGUUGAUUGAAAUGUAAAUUUUUCCAGUUGAGCCGACGGAUGCAGCGGUUACCGUGAAUGCAGCGGUUACCGUGGAUGCAGCGGUUACCGUGAAUGCAGCGGUUACCGUGGAUGCAGCGGUUACCGUGGAUGCAGCGGUUACCGUGGAUGCAGCGGUUACCGUGGAUGCAGCGGUUACCGUGAAUGCAGUGGUUACCGUGGAUGCAGCGGUUACCGUGAAUGCAGCGGUUACCGUGGAUGCAGCGGUUACCGUGGAUGCAGCGGUUACCGUGGAUGCAGCGGUUACCGUGAAUGCAGCGGUUACCUUGGAUGCAGUCCUCGGGAACAUUGCCUUUUAAAAUUCAAUUGCGCUACAGCGAUGAACCUUCCGCGAUACGGAUUGUAUUGAGGCCUAAUUGUUUGUUUAUGCGUGUUCUCUACUGGUGGAUGUACAAAGCCAUGAAUGUAACUGAUGAUUUGCACAGGUAUGACUUUUAGCAUCUUGUAAUACCUUUAGUCAACCACCAGCCCAGGACAUUGCGUCACUGCAGCAUCAGACCUUUUUUCACUGGAGUUUAUAUUAUUGCUGUAUAUAAUUUUAAAAAAAAAGUGAAUUAAUAUGUUUUGUACAGACUUAUUGUAAUAAAGAUGACAAUGAAAAGGUG